Messenger RNA from Cricetulus griseus (Chinese hamster), 2754 nucleotides. NCBI's taxonomy places the organism in Eukaryota, Metazoa, Chordata, Mammalia, Rodentia, Cricetidae. The record is from RefSeq and is a predicted model, not a curated record.
UAAAAGUUAAUGUUAAUGUUUUCCCUCCAAUUACAGGGGUCAGAAAUACCAUCAGAGGAAGGGUACUGUGACUUUAAUAAUAGGCCAAAUGAGAACUCUUAUUGCUAUCAGCUUCUUCGGCAACUAGAUGAACAGAGAAAGAAAGAUAUUCUUUGUGAUGUCAGCAUUGUGGUGAGCGGGAAAAUCUUUAAAGCUCACAAGAACAUCCUGGUUGCAGGCAGCCGUUUCUUUAAGACUUUAUAUUGUGUUUCAAACAAAGAAAGCCCUAACCAAAACAAUACUACCCACCUAGAUAUUGCUGCAGUUCAAGGUUUUUCAGACAUCUUGGACUUCCUGUAUUCUGGGAACCUGGUGCUCUCAAGCCAAAAUGUCCUUGAAGUGAUGACGGUGGCCAGCUACCUUCAAAUGAGUGAAGUUGUUCAAACUUGCCAAAGUUUCAUUGACGAGGCCUUAUAUAUAGGCAUGAAGUCAGAAGCUCCAGAGUCUGUGAUUGUGGACUAUAACAAUAGAAAACGAGUUAUUAGAGAUGGCCUGACUUCACGGGAUCAAAAAAUCGCCAGAUUUUGGGCGACACAGAAUCUUACAAAUUUGGCAAGUAAUAUAAAAAUUGAAAAUGAUGGUUGUAAUGAAGAGGGCCAAAUAGAAAGCUACCAGAUGAAUGACAGUGACUGGGUCCAGCAUCCUUCUUCUGAAUUGCUUGAAAAUGAGUCUCAAGGUAAAACAAAAGUGUUUAUUUGGAAUAAUGUGAGCUCUCAAGAGACUGGCAAAACAAGGAGGAAAAACCAAACUACAAAAAGAUUUGUUUAUAAUAUACCACCUAAUAAUGAAACAAGUUUAGAAGAUUGCUCAGUGAUGCAGCCACCUGUUGCCUAUCCAGAAGAAAAUACGGCCCUACUCAUCAAGGAAGAACCAGAUUUGGAUGGUACACUACUCUCAGGGCCUGAUGGUGAUAGGACUGUGAACACAAAUUUUUUGGCUGAAGCCUGUAGUGGUCAAGAUGCAGGAGAUGCUGGAGCAUCACAUGAUUUCAAGUAUGGGAUGAUAUCUGGCACUUCAAGUGAUUUCAAGUAUGGGUUACUACCAAGUACUUCAAAUGACUUCAAAUAUGGUUUGCUACCUGGUGCUUCAAAUGAUUUCAAGUACGGAUUAUUGCCAGAUUCUUGGCCCAAACAAGAAACGUGGGAAAAUGGUGACUCAUCUCUAAUCAUGAACAAGUUAAAAUGCCCUCAUUGUAGCUAUGUAGCCAAAUACAGACGAACACUAAAAAGGCACUUGCUCAUUCAUACUGGAGUAAGAUCGUUUAGCUGUGACAUUUGUGGAAAGCUGUUUACUAGAAGAGAACAUGUAAAAAGACAUUCCCUGGUGCAUAAAAAGGAUAAAAAAUACAAAUGCAUGGUGUGUAAGAAGAUCUUCAUGUUAGCAGCCAGUGUUGGAAUAAGACAUGGAUCUCGACGCUAUGGAGUAUGUAUGGACUGUGCAGAUAAAUCACAGCCAGCAGGGCAAGAAGGUGUAGAUCAGGGACAGGAUGCAGAGUUCCCUCGAGAUGAAGAAUGUGAGGAGAAUGAAGGAGGAGAGCCUGAGGAUGAGCUGGCUGAGAACGGAGAAGAUCAGAAUGGUGCGCCUCGAUGGGAUGAAUCAGGAGAUGUUUGUAUGUCUCUGGAUGAUUAACUGACCUACUAUAUUCCUCAAGAAUGCUGCAUUUGGACAUACUAUGAAUCGACAAUUUGGAUUGUUGAACUUGAAGGCUUGCAAAAUAUGGUACAUGCUGGAUGGUAGUUAUGUUGCUGUGAAAACUGUAGGGUUAAAGCCUUAUAGCAAAAAAAUUUUUUUUUUAUAUUUGCACAGGACUGUACAGCAAACAACCAUGUGGUUGGAUACAUGGAGUCCCCACAUAUUCAGUCAGUUAUCAAAGUAAAAUAUUUUUUAUUUAUAGGAUAUACAGUUAUCUAUUUGGGUUCUAUAAAAUAUAGUACUUGUCCUUUAUAGAGCCUACAUUCAUGUGCCACUUUAACAUGAAUGAAAAUCCAUUUAUGGAAGUACAGUGACAGUUGACCCAAUCACUCUGUCAAUCAAACCACUCAGGCUAGUUUGUACUAGUAGAGUUUUGUUUCUAUUUUUAUUUUAUUAAUUUUAUUUUUUUUAAUACAGAUUUUCAGUGAGGGGCUUUUUCCAACCCCAUUGGUUCUAUUUUCUUGUAUUUUUUUUCAUUUUAUUUGCUUCAUAACUUAAACCAAGUGUCUUCUGUCUUAGAUAUUAUUCUUAAUUUGUGCUGAUAGGCGUGUUUAUAAGAACUGGAGAGGUAAUUUAUUGGAAUGAACUAAGUGACUCCCCUGUCCUCCCUUCCUUUUUUGACAUGAAUUUUACUACUUCACAAAUGAAGAAUGAUGUUGCGAAGUUGCCAUGGUGAAGCUGACACAUACCACUAAAAUGAUUAUGACUUAGAAGUGACUUUCUCCUGCUGCUCUAAUCUGAUAAAUGGUUACUAUAUGAUGUUUUCUGACAUGGUUUUGGGUAUCUGUUACUUUGGCACUAUUCUUGUUUGCCUCUUAUAUUUUUUUUGCCAGUGUACUAUACCUCAGCCUUAUGAAAUACAGAGUCUAAUUGAAGAAAAGUCAUAGAUAAAUACGUAAAAUGAUUUGUUUUAUAAUUUAUCCUCCAUGUCCAGUUUGGUUAGCUUGUUUUGCAAUAUAAGUGAAAUAUCAGGUUUUUUCCUCCUGUGCCCUUUUUUUAUCAUUAAAAUUAACACAAAAUGUG